Messenger RNA from Leucoraja erinaceus (little skate), 1626 nucleotides. RefSeq names its product homeobox D12a (gene hoxd12a). Gene Ontology annotation, molecular function: sequence-specific double-stranded DNA binding; DNA-binding transcription factor activity, RNA polymerase II-specific. The transcript has 2 exons. Bases 326 to 1144 code for a protein of 272 amino acids. Lineage: Eukaryota; Metazoa; Chordata; Chondrichthyes; Rajiformes; Rajidae. Gene Ontology annotation, biological process: regulation of DNA-templated transcription. The record is from RefSeq and is a predicted model, not a curated record.
AAUAUAGAAUGUAACCAGAAUAGCAUUUAUUCUGUGAAAUGUAUAUGUGUUUUUAUGUCAGAAUGAUCGCGUUAAAGUGUUUUUCUGAACUACAUUUGCACCCCGUUGCCUUCAGCGAGCGGCGUCGCCCUCACAGCCGGCAAGUACACAUGGACAUGGACUUGGCUAUUUCAGUUGCGAGUUGUAUUGGGACGUAGGCGGUGCCAGAAAAAGCUGCUUCCGCUUGUCUUGUGACCCUCCAGGAGCCAAUCGCCGAGCGCCUUUCAUUUAUCUCUGUCUGGAAGCUAAAUAGGAGACAGAGAAGAUCUGAUCGCGCUUCUCGGAAAUGUGCGAGCACAAUCUGCUAAAUUCAGGCUAUGUCGGCUCCCUGUUAAAUUUUGCCAGCCCGGAGCCUUUCUACUUUCCCAACCUGCGUCCGAAUGCGGCUCAACUGGCGAGUCUGUCACCCGCACUCUCUUACACCCGCCGGGAGGUGUGCUCGCUCCCGUGGACUUCGAGUCCAUGCGCAUCGCCGCCGCAGAGCCGCGCCUUCAGCGGCUACUCUCAGUCCUAUCUCAGCAAUUCUGUCUCCAUCAGCAUCAAUAGGCAUGGAUCAGACAAAGCAGCGGCCGGCGAAGAGCCCACCAAGUACUACUUCCAAGACAGCAGCCGAAAACUGGAGGAGAGAUGCAGACACAGUCAGUCCUACCCAAGUGAUACCAGUAUCCCUUCUUCAGUCAACAUCAACCCUACUAAGUACGAGUACCCAAACGUGGAAACAUCUCUCCAUGGCUCCUCCUUACAUAAUCAAGGCUUUGAAUUGAAUUCCAACUCUCCCUCUGUAAAUGAAGGCGUCAAGCAAUGCGUGAGCCUCAAUAUGUCAUUACAGUCAUCAGUAACGCCAGUGUGCACCAGAUCCUCCGAUGGGCUCUCCUGGUGCCCGACCCAAGUGAGGUCAAGGAGGAAACGCAAGCCCUACACAAAGCAACAGAUAGCUGAACUUGAAAAUGAAUUCCUCGCGAACGAGUUUAUCAACCGACAGAAGAGAAAGGAAUUGUCCGACAGGCUAAACCUGAGCGACCAACAAGUAAAAAUCUGGUUUCAAAACCGGCGCAUGAAAAAGAAAAGACUUGUUAUGCGCGAACAAACGCUCUCACUCUUUUAGACCAAAGUAAAGUUUAAAUGUGAGUUUCAAGGUCGUGAAUUAAACUUUUUUUAAUGGUAAUUAAGCUUGCUCGCAGAAAGCAUGUAGAUCAAGAAUAUCCAUUGUUUUAAUGGAAAGGUGCUCCUUUGAUGUGCUGUCAUAUAAAACCGCAAUCUACCAUUACAUUGCCACUGCCACUAGUCCAGGGCGUGUUGGUUUAGUUUAACCUCAGCGGCAUAAAGGGACUGAGAUGCAAACUAUGGAUACCUCGUGAAAUAUUGUUGUAGCAGGAAAUUGAACGCCGGGCAAAAAAAAAAAGACUUUCGGUAGCCUGUAUCUUGCUGUCCGUGGAUGACAUACCAGCCCCAUCUCAUCACCAUUGAAUAGUUUCAAAUGACAUUUGUAGCUAUUUCGUUUCUUGUUUGUUUAAAUUGCUCCGUGACUCUUCACUUGAGUAACAAGCAGAUAUUCUGCAUUUUGAGAAUGUAAGUACAACAGGUAAU